Messenger RNA from Suillus paluster, 2061 nucleotides. RefSeq lists its product as uncharacterized. The coding region runs from base 1 to 2061 and encodes 686 amino acids. The record is from RefSeq and is a predicted model, not a curated record. NCBI's taxonomy places the organism in Eukaryota, Fungi, Basidiomycota, Agaricomycetes, Boletales, Suillaceae. The transcript is spliced from 11 exons.
AUGAUAACCUUACAGAUGUGCUUCUUCACUACCAUCACCAUCCUCAAACAACAGCACCUUCCCUGCCAUCAAUAUUCUCCCCUUCGUCCUACACUUGCUAUAACAAUUUGCACCCUUGAUGUCUUUUGUCAGACCCACCGUGUGUGCCCAUGUUACAGCAUGAAUGCAGAAGCAAAAAAGCUUGCCUUCCUUCACAAUGUGUGUUAUCAGCGACAACUUGCCAAACAGCUACAAGUUGCCUAUGACAUUUACCUUGAACUUGAGCAGCACAUUGAAAACCGUCUUCAAACUGCCCUCGGUCAUGAUACACCAAAUUGGUGCAUGCUUAACUCAUGUCCUGCGUGUCAGUACAAGGUGGUGGGUGAACCACCCCUCAAGUAUUCAGUCCUAUGCGCCCUUGAUGGUAAUAACUCUGUGAAGCUUGUUGAUCCAGCCAUAUGCAGUGGCAACGAGCGCUGUGACCCAAGAUGUGGCUUAUCUUCAAUUUGGCUCACUGAAACUUAUGUAGAUCAAUUCAAGGAUGAGGUUCAGCAUGUGCAUCACACGCAAAACCAAUGUGUCCCACGAAAUCCAGAUGACCCUUGGCCGAGCACUGUCUGCAUUGAUCGCUGGCGAAAUGCUGCCCCAGAGUCUCAUAAAAAGAUGUUUGCCAUCUUCAAGAGGUCUGGCAUCUUUAUUGCUGUGUGUCGGCAUGGGUUCUUACUCAUGAUAUGUGAUAUGGUGCGAAGCAGGGAGCUGAUGAAAUAUCUGAUUGCCAGCAUCAGGAAACUCAUGGACAUUUUUGAUGAUAAUAUCCUAUAUGGCUAUGAUAUUAAGUGUGCAUUUGAAAAAAUUGUUAUGUGGAGCUCACUAGCAGAUGAUGCCAAGCAACUAAACCUUCAGGGAGUAGUUCCUGCAUUUCAUGGACAUACUCACAACCACCUCUACCAAGUAGAACACCACUUGAAGUACAAAGUUGGUGCUGGCAAAGAGGACUUUGAAACUUGCAAGCGAGUUUUUUCAGGCUCAAAUGCUCUGGCCAGUAAUAUAUGCAAUGUGACGGACUUCCAUCGUCAUCAAGCACUUGACGAGCAUUUUCUCUUCCAAGAUAUGGAUCAAUAUGCUGCGCUAUGUAACGGAUUUCAUCUAUCACAAUUAUGUUCAAGCGCUAAACCUUAUCUCAAUGACUACGAGUUUCAUAGUCAAUUUCUGAGUAAAGAUGAGACUAACACUGAAGUAGACUAUGUCAAAGCUUUGAAUGAGUAUGAGGAGGCCCAGCUUGAUCUGCGCCCAAUUUUUUCAGCAAAAGAUGCUGGAAUCAUACACCGGCGCCACACUCACAUUGCUAACAAGUGUGAUCAGAAGCUCGAAGUUGUCAUGGAUUACAAACGGCAGAUGGCAUUGGACAUGCAAUGGGGAGAAGACCACCCUGAGCGCAUGAAGGCACAAUCACGCAUCACGCACCAUCUUUAUCACAAGGCAGUUGAUGUUGUGGAGCGUUUGGUAGUUAUGCGUCUACUUGAGUUGACAAAAUUGCAGAUGAGUGAACUAGGCUACAAACUGCGCACCCAGAUCUCGACUGCGCUCAAGAGUCGUGCAAAUGCCAUCUGCAAUGCUCUACAAAGGUACAAUAAGUGUGCUGCACAAUUGGACCCUCCUUGUCCCUCGCUGCAGUGGGAACAAAUUGUCAAAUACUCUAUUCUAGCCGAAUUUGACCUACUCUGUGAAACAGAUGGCGUGGUUCAAGCCAAACAUUGGGCGAAUCCUGCAUACUGUCAUGCCUCCACUCAAUACUUCGAGCAACAGCAUGCUAAUGAAGAAAUUUGUUGGCUUAACGUUAAGAAUCCACCACUGGUGUCUGAAUUGUGUUGUUGUUGGGCACACCUGCAAGCUGUUAAUACAUGCCACUUGGUCCAUAUCAACCAAAUUCUGCGCCUCCAAGGGUACACUGGGCCUAUGAGCGCUGGUGAGGGUGAGGGCCACAAUGAUGGCCAGGACUUGGCAGAGCAGCAACUCGAGCAGAUACACGACUAUAUCGAAGGACUUGAUCAUCAUCUCAUAGACUUAGAAAUAGCCACAUAG